AUGCAGCGCGCAGAGCAGCCGGAUGAGGAGGAGGGCACUACGUCAUGCUUGGGCCCGCUGUCCUAUGCGGCGUUGAGGAAACCCGUCGAGGUUGGGGAAGACUGCGUCUCCGGUUGGCCACAGAACAAUGCCUUCUGGACCUGGCCCUUUUUUGGCCCGUUGCUGUUCGAGAACGACACCAGCGACGCGCGGGACCACUGUGCCAAUGAGCGUACGUUCCUGUCGUACUUGCGCCUUUCAGUCUACAUGGCUAUCGUUGCCGUUGCUAUAGUCCUGUCUUUCCAUCUCAAGUCCAAACCUACCGCUCUCGAGCUAAGGAUGGCGCGACCGUUGGGACUCAUCUUUUGGCUCUUGUCAUUUGCAUGCCUGAUGGCCGGUUUCUGCAAUUACAUACAAACCGUCAACAAGUACAGCAGAAAGAUGGCCAUCGUUCAGACAGGGUGGCGGACGCAGUCGAUCAUGUCUCUCAUCGGCCUCGCAAUUAUCGGAACAUGUGCGAUACUCCUUGCUGUCGCCAAAAUACAGAUAGAUGAAUAA
This is a messenger RNA of Neoarthrinium moseri, 537 nucleotides long. RefSeq lists its product as uncharacterized. The record is from RefSeq and is a predicted model, not a curated record. NCBI's taxonomy places the organism in Eukaryota, Fungi, Ascomycota, Sordariomycetes, Amphisphaeriales, Apiosporaceae. Bases 1 to 537 code for a protein of 178 amino acids. The transcript has 5 exons.